Molecule: messenger RNA, 450 nt
Organism: Paramecium sonneborni
Lineage: Eukaryota; Ciliophora; Oligohymenophorea; Peniculida; Parameciidae
Source: the annotation of a GenBank genome assembly
AUGAGAAAUAAAUCUUGUCUUCCAGAAAUAUCAUUUAAAGACUAUUCCUAUAAAUAGUUUAAUGAUUCUUUUAUUACUACUUAGAGAUAUACCAAAAAUAAAUUUAAAUUGGAUCAAAUGCAAAGAAUCUAAAUAGGAAAAGAAAAAUAAUAAGAAUUUAAAAAUUUUAUUAAAACUGCAAUUGAUGAAACAAAAUAGAUAAGAAUUUAAGCAACACAACAAACCACAAAUACAUUUGGGGAUCCAAAAUAAUGGUUGAGAGCAUAAAAAGAAUAUUUUAAAUAACCAGAAUAAAAACAUAAAAUUUACAUUGAAAAUUAUGAACUCUAAUUGCCAACUUAAAUAAAUUUUAAAAAAUGGAAAUUUAAUGAAAGAUUUGAAUCAAUCAGAAAUCGAUCUUUUUCAAUGAGGAAAACAUCAAGUAGCUAAAGAAGAUAAUAUUAAUUUUGA